Aspergillus bombycis is the source of this 912-nucleotide messenger RNA. RefSeq names its product L-galactose dehydrogenase (L-GalDH). The record is from RefSeq and is a predicted model, not a curated record. Lineage: Eukaryota; Fungi; Ascomycota; Eurotiomycetes; Eurotiales; Aspergillaceae. The transcript has a single exon. Gene Ontology annotation, biological process: dehydro-D-arabinono-1,4-lactone biosynthetic process. Gene Ontology annotation, molecular function: D-arabinose 1-dehydrogenase [NAD(P)+] activity. Bases 1 to 912 code for a protein of 303 amino acids. Gene Ontology annotation, cellular component: cytosol.
AUGGUCCUACGGGAGACGGGCGAACCGCUCGACAUCGUUAUGUCUUAUGCCAAUUUCACUCUGCAGAAUACCCGGCUGCUCACCGAAGCCCUGCCCCGUCUCGUGGCUGCCGGCGUCGACGUGGUACCCAACGCUUCCCCGUUGGGGAUGGGUCUGUUGCGUCGCUCUGGCGUACCAAUCGGUAGUAUGGGAGACUUCCACCCCGCCCCAGACGGGUUGAGAAGCGCAAUUCACCGCGCUGCGGAGUGGGCCGAUACUCAGGGCGAAAAGAUCGAGGUGAUUGCCAUCCGGUUCGCACUCGAGUCGUGGCUCCGCGAGGGCGCUAAAGUAGGUGCUUUGGGCCCGCCUCUUGCUCGGUCCGCGGACGCAGAUCCGGGCUUUCUCUCAGUUGUGAACCUGGGAACCGGCGAGCGACUCGGCGUCAGUGUGAUGGGUGUGAGCAACUUAGACGAACUGCACGAGACGCUCCGAGUUUGGCACAGUAUCAUCGAGGGUCUGGAGAACAAAGACGACGAAGAAGGCACCGAAACCGGCUAUACCCAAUCCAAUCCGGCCGCCGUCCCUUCAGCUCUCCAAGCGCCCACAAUUCUCACCCCCUCAGAGGGGAUCAUCACCGACCGCGCCUGGUCAGACUCCCGUCGUCACCGAAUCUUAUCCCUUGCCCAGGAAAUCCAGGCGAUCCUUGGCUCCGAAUGGGUGGACUUUGUCUGGCCAAGUCCUGGAACGGACUUCGUCAACACUUUGUCUGCCGAGCAUCUCGCCUUGAAAACGGAAUUGGCUGGACUCACUUCCGCAGGACAGGAAAAAGCAGCUCCGGCUACCAGGGAUGGUCAGACAAUGAUCACUCCGCCCUUGGAUGCAGUAGAUACGAAGAUACCCGUCGAUGCAGCCCCUUCGGAUGUUGCGUUGUAA